AUGCCAUGGACCUGGUGGUUUGGAGUUAAGUUUGCUGCAGGUGGUUUGGGUACAUUCCACGCAUUGGUGAACUGUGUUGUACAUGUGAUCAUGUACACGUAUUACGGGUUGUCAGCGUUGGGUCCAGCCUACCAGAAGUAUUUGUGGUGGAAAAAGUACAUGACUUCCAUACAACUGACCCAGUUUGUGAUGGUCACUUUGCACAUUGGCCAGUUCUUCUUCAUGAAGAAUUGCCAGUACCAGUUCCCAGUCUUCCUCUAUGUCAUCUGGUGGUAUGGAUUCAUUUUUUUGAUCCUGUUUCUCAAUUUUUGGUUCCACGCCUACAUCAAAGGACAGCGGCUGCCAAAAGCUUAUCAGAACGGCAAAGCACACCAAAACGGGCACGUGAAGGACAAACAUCAUUGA
Molecule: messenger RNA, 405 nt
Organism: Staurois parvus
Lineage: Eukaryota; Metazoa; Chordata; Amphibia; Anura; Ranidae
Source: the annotation of a GenBank genome assembly